CGGUCCAGCUGCAGUCCGCGCGAGCCGCCGCCGCAGCCGGCAGCCGGGCGAGAUUCGCGGCUCCCGGGGCCCUCGGAGGGAACAACCGCACUCUCCCGCGCCCGUGCUUUCGCCCGAGCCGGCCCGUUCCCUCGCCGCUGACCGGAUCUGGCUGACCAGCUUGCCCUCCGGUCGGACCUGAGGCUCCCGGGCCGCCGCGGGGACCCGCCCACCAGUCCCUGCCGGGGCCCGCUGUGCCUGUGGGGACUCCACGGUUGAUGACACCCGGCGGAGGGCUGCGAUGGAAGGGGAUGCCUCAGACUCUCAGGUGACUAUUAAGAAUAUCGAAAAGGAGCUUAUUUGCCCAGCAUGCAAGGAGCUGUUUACACACCCGUUGAUUCUCCCUUGCCAGCACAGCGUCUGUCAUAAGUGUGUGAAAGAACUCUUACUGUCUCUCGAUGAUUCAUUCAAUGAUGUGGCGUCAGACAACUCCAAUCAGAGCAGCCCUCGACUUCGGCUCACCUCUCCUAGCAUGGAUAAAAUUGACAAAAUUAGUAGACCAGCAUCACAGCGGAGAUCUUUGGGGUGGAGAGGCUGGAAGCGUAAUUCCCUGACCCCAAGGCCGACUAUGUUUCCUUGUCCUGGCUGUGAGCAUGAUGUGGAUCUUGGAGAGCGAGGAGUCAGCGGUCUGUUUCGAAAUUUCACUUUGGAAACGAUUGUCGAGAGAUACCGGCAGGCCGCCAGGGCAGCCACAGCCAUUAUGUGUGACCUGUGUAAACCACCACCCCAGGAGUCUACGAAGAGCUGCAUGGACUGCAGUGCAAGCUACUGCAACGAAUGCUUCAAAAUUUAUCAUCCUUGGGGGACUGUCAAAGCCCAGCACGAGUAUGUGGGCCCCACCACUAAUUUCAGACCCAAGAUUUUAAUGUGCCCCGAACACGAGACAGAGAGGAUAAACAUGUACUGUGAACUGUGCAGAAGGCCGGUUUGCCACCUCUGUAAGUUGGGUGGGAAUCACUCCAAUCACCGAGUGACCACCAUGAGCAGUGCCUACAAAACCUUAAAGGAGAAGCUUUCAAAGGACAUUGAUUUCCUUAUUGGUAAGGAAGGCCAAGUGAAGAGUCAGAUUUCUGAACUCAACUUGUUAAUGAAGGAAACAGAGUGCAAUGGAGAGAGGGCCAAGGAAGAAGCGCUGGCCCACUUUGAAAAGCUCUUUGACAUCCUGGAGGACAGGAAGUCGUCUGUUCUGAAAGCCAUAGACGCCUCUAAGAAACUAAGACUGGACAAAUUUCACACGCAAGUGGAAGAGUACCAAGGCCUUCUGGAGAACAACGGGCUUGUUGGAUAUGCGCAGGAAGUGCUGAAGGAGACAGAUCAGUCUUGCUUCGUGCAGACAGCAAAGCAGCUCCAUCUCAGAAUACAGAAAGCUACGGAAUCUCUGAAGAGCUUUAGACCCGCAGCCCAGGCUUCAUUUGAAGACUAUGUGGUUAACACAUCCAAACAGACAGAGGUGCUCGGAGAACUGUCCUUUUUCUCUAGUGGCAUAGACAUUCCUGAGAUCAACGAGGAACAGAGUAAAGUGUAUAAUAACGCCCUGAUAAACUGGCACCAGCCAGAAAAGGACAAGGCCGACAGCUAUGUUCUCGAAUACCGGAAGAUUAACAGAGAUGAAGAGAUGAUGCCGUGGAAUGAGAUAGAGGUGCAUGGCACAAGUAAAGUUGUCUCCAACCUGGAAAGCAACAGUCAUUAUGCUUUCCGAGUGAGAGCUUACCGAGGCUCCAUCUGCAGCCCCUGCAGCAGAGAGCUGGUUCUGCACACGCCUCCAGCUCCAGUUUUCAGUUUCCUGUUUGAUGAAAAGUGUGGCUAUAAUAACGAGCACCUGUUGCUAAACCUGAAGCGAGACCGGGUGGAGAGUAGGGCUGGAUUUAAUGUCCUUCUGGCGGCAGAACGCAUCCAAGUGGGCUAUUACACAAGCCUCGACUACAUCAUCGGAGACGUUGGAAUAACCAAAGGGAAACACUUCUGGGCCUGCCGUGUAGAACCAUAUUCAUACCUGGUCAAAGUGGGCGUUGCCUCCAGUGACAAGCUGCAAGAGUGGCUGCGGUCUCCCCGGGACGCGGCUAGUCCAAGAUAUGAACAAGACAGCGGGCAUGACAGUGGCAGCGAAGAGGCCUGUUUCGAUUCUUCACAACCUUUUACAUUAGUUACUAUAGGCAUGAAGAAAUUUUUUAUACCCAAGUCACCUACUUCUUCUAAUGAACCCGAAAAUAGAGUUCUUCCCAUGCCAACAAGUAUAGGGAUUUUCCUUGACUGUGAUAAAGGCAAAGUCAGCUUCUAUGAUAUGGAUCACAUGAAAUGCCUGUACGAGCGCCAGGUGGACUGUUCACAUACGAUGUAUCCAGCAUUUGCCUUAAUGGGCAGUGGAGGAAUUCAGCUUGAAGAACCCAUCACAGCCAAGUAUCUGGAAUAUGAAGAGGACGUGUAGCUCGGACACCCCAUGUGGCGAGAAUGAAAACUGUGAACAAAGCCAUGCCUUGGUGUUAGUCUUCGUAACUAAUUACAUAUCGUUUACGUCUUCUGUCACCACACCUGUUUGUAGUGUGCGGUUGUUUUGUUUUAUCUUGUUUUGCUUUGACACACAGGGUCUUGCUAUGUAGCCCAGGCUGGCCUCAAACUUUGUCCUCCCGUGAUAGGCUCCAGAGGGCUGAGAUUAUAUGUGGGCACCACCAGACCCAGCUAAUGUAUGAUUCUGAAAACUCAGAAGGCCUUCACAGCCUUGUCUUGUCCAUGUCAUUAUUCUGCCUUUUACAAAUGGUGGGAAUGAAAACAUUUUGUCACAGCUAGUCCCAGAUAGCUAAAUUUACAGCUUGUCCUUCUCUUUGGGCACAGGGACUCUAAUUUAUUUAAGUCAGCUGGUGUUACUAUGUACAUUCCUUUUGUUUUGGGGUUGGGGUGGCAUACAAAGUAUUUAUUGUGGUUUUUAUGUUUGUUAUUUUUUCUUUCCUUUCCAUUUUUAUAUCAUGUUCAUGUCCAAAGAGAAGAUAUUUUUAAAUGCCUGUUGAUAUAAAUUAGCCCUGUCAUGUGUCUUGAUUUAUUGUCAAUAGGAAAAUGAUGUUAUAGACAGGUAAAAUGACAAAGGCCAUAAAAUGGUAGUAUAUUUAAGUAGAAAAUUAUGUAUUUUAAAGUGUGUAACUACUGAGUGUAUAUUGCCUGGCAAAUCAAUACUGUUCUCUUUUCGUGUAGACCACAGACUGUAUUUAUUGAUAAGGACAUCUCUAAGAGUGGCCUGGGCCGUAAUGCUCCUUCUUUGGCAUAUGUAGCAAGCAUGGUCUCUUAUAGGAAACCCAAGGUUCUUGAACCCAUGCAACUUUUCACCGCAAUAUAAUUUUUUUUUCCCCAGAAAAUUUUAUCUUCAAAUUUUCUUACUUCAGAAAAUACUUGUAUUUAUAGCAAAGACUUAUUUUUCAGAACUGCUAUUGAGGAUAGACUGAUCGUGACUGCCUGUCUUGUGAGUUUUGUGUUUUUGGCACAGAUGUUACACAUCAGGUUCCUCUGGCUUGUGUUUACAAAUUUGAGAAGUUCCCUGUCCGUCUCAACAGCAUUAAAAUACCAGACAUAUUACAUGUUCCUACUGUCUAGUUGGGUGGCAUUGUCCGUGGCUCACUGCGUGGUCAUAAACAUUUGUAGUGUGAAUCAGUAAAAUGUAAAAUUAUUUAGAAAUAGAAACUGAAAUGAAAAGGAUUGUGCAUACUCGGUUUGAAGAAUGACACCUUUUCUAAAUUGGAUGUUGGUUUCUGCAAGAUUAUCUUCUAGGUACCAAAAUCAUCUGUUAAGCAGAUGAUUUUUAUUUGAACUGCCUUUUUAAAAGUUAAAAUGUCUUUCUUGACACUAAGACUUACACUGAUCACUUAGGGAAUGUUAACAUGUUAGUGGAGCAAACAAAAUUUUUGGAAGCUGUUUAUCUUAUUUUUUAAAAAUUACUUUUAACGGAAGUCUUUUAGGCCAAUCACACUGCAUCAGACCCACCACUGACACACACUCCCCACUCGUGUAGGUAGAUCUAGAGAACCUGUGUUUAGUGGCUGUCUUUCCUCUCCCAUGUAUCUAGCACUUUAUAACAUAGGAAACAAAGAGAACGGGCAGUGUUACCUGGAUCAUUGUGCAAUAAAGCUGCUAAAGUCACGUGUGUGUGGUUUGGUGUGAUACUCAGUACUCAUGUAAGCACAUGUCCUGUAGACAUUUGAAAAUAUAAAGCUUUAACAGGAACCAGAAAAGGAAGCUGUUUCAAACACUGUAUCACUGUACAGAAAUUUUUAAUAAAAAUAAAUAAAUAAAAGGAAAGUCAAGUGUAGUUAUUCACAUCUGCACUCCAGGAAUUUUUACUGUGCUUUGUGGAAAACUGAAACAAAACACUUAUUAAAAGAUGCUUUGUGGCACAUGUUAGUUUUUUUUUAAUUUAAAAAAAGAUUUAUUUUAUUUUUAAUUACAUGUAUGUGGCUGUGCAUGUAUGCAUGAAUGUGAGCACCCAUGGAGUCCAGAAAUAUCUGAUGCCCUGGAGCUAGAGUUCUGGGUGGUUUGGGCCAUCCAGCGUGAGUCUGGGAAUCUGACUUAGGUCCCUUGGAAGAGCCAGUGCUCAGUCUUAACCACUGAGCUAUUCCUCCAGCCCUCACAUGUUAGUUUUAUACAGAAUUGUUUUGAACAUUUAUUGAAUUCUUGUGGAUGUUAUCAGUAGAAAAGAUUAAUAUGAUGAAGUUAAUUUAUUUCAAUUGUCUGCUUAUAUUGUCUUAACAUUUCUCAUCUGCAGUCUGCAGUAGAUUACAUUUGACCAGGUGAGUGGUCCUUUAAUUCAUGUGCAUCAUUUUGGGUUAUGAUGCUGUUAGUUGUUGUCAGUAGUGGGUCAUAGAGUUUUUGCUAAUGGGACUCUUUUUUUUUAAAAUUAACAACAGAAUCAGUGGAUGGGUCCUAAUACAUUUGUAUAAUUAACAAGAGUUUCGUUGGGACUGGUAGUACAGACCCGUAGUCCUACGCAGCUGCUCUGGUGGGUAGGGUAAGGAAAUCUCAAGUUCAAGGCUUGUCUGAGCUUACACAGACUGAGUUCCAGCCUGGGUAAUGUAAUAAGACCCUGUUCCAAAUUUUAAGGUAAAAUGUAAUGCCUGGGGUGGCCCCAGGUUUGAGCCACAGCACCACAGCAAAAAACAAAAAAAAACAAAACAAAACAAAAAAACAAGAAAAAGAUAUAAGACCCUUCUUAUGGAGCUAAACAAUAAUUCACACAUUCACAGUUGCUUUCUGAAAAUAGUAAUAGUUAGAGCUAUCUCCUGUGGAAUAAAGCAUUUUUUGUCAGACCAAUAAUCUGGUUAUACCCUGUGAGCAUGUCUUAUGUGAGAAUAUAUUGUUUUACUGAUGCAGAAAAGGAUUGAGAACGAGUGUCACAACAGCAAUGCUUUAAGACAUUUCGUUGUAUCCGGUUGAUUUGCAUUCAUUUAAAAAGAAAUUUUAUCUGCUUAUUUACGAAAAUGUCUUGACAAUGGGAUUCUUUCACCUAAUAAAAGAAACUUCAAGGAAUUUAGUUAA
This is a messenger RNA of Peromyscus californicus insignis, 5553 nucleotides long. It is a transcript of the gene Trim36, whose product is annotated as tripartite motif containing 36. Gene Ontology annotation, molecular function: zinc ion binding; protein binding. The transcript has 11 exons. Bases 281 to 2464 code for a protein of 727 amino acids. Lineage: Eukaryota; Metazoa; Chordata; Mammalia; Rodentia; Cricetidae. The record is from RefSeq and is a predicted model, not a curated record.